Molecule: messenger RNA, 4155 nt
Organism: Daucus carota subsp. sativus
Lineage: Eukaryota; Viridiplantae; Streptophyta; Magnoliopsida; Apiales; Apiaceae
Exons: 4
Coding region: 1-4155 (1384 amino acids)
Biological process (GO): DNA integration
Molecular function (GO): nucleic acid binding; RNA-DNA hybrid ribonuclease activity
Source: RefSeq, a predicted model, not a curated record
AUGAUUGCCCUACAGCAAGGAACCACGGAUGAUAAUUUCCGCCGAUCACUAGCCAAGAGGGCCCCUGAAAAUAUGAAUGAGCUCCAGGAGAGGGCCGGGAAGUAUAUCAAGGCUGAGGAAAGCCUGAAGAAAUCUCAGAAUAACCAGGGACCGACCCCGAACCCAAAGAAACGUGGAAACGACACCGAGUACAACGCGGAUAGUAAGUAUUCAAAGACAGGGGAUGGUGAUAAGUCCCCCACCAAAAAGAAAGCAGGACCGAGGUUCACUGAGUUUCAUAAGGAUACAGGACAUAAGACCGAUGAUUGCCGGCAGUUGAAGGAUGAGAUCGAGUUUUUGAUCCGAAAAGGCAAGCUGUCCAAGUAUACUAGGGAUACGGACAAGAAUCCCCGUGACAAUGACAACCGUGGAAGAGACAACGAUGAUAGGAAUAAGAGAAACCAGCCUAGAGGGCCUGUGAUCAAUGUAAUCUCUGGAGGACCGACCGCAGCAGGCCUAUCUAGUAACUCACGAAAAGCUUAUGCUCGUGAAGUGAUGUACAUUGUUGGAGAGCCCCCGAAGAGGGCAAAAAUUGAGUUUGCUUUAGCAUUCGACAAUUUAGAUCUUGACAGAGUUAAAUUUCCCCAUGAUGAUCCUUUGGUAAUCACCCCGGUGAUUGGAAACUCUUCUGUAAAAAGGGUACUCGUUGACGGUGGAGCCUCAGUAGAUAUCUUAUUUCAUGAUGCAUAUGAGAAGAUGGGAUAUUCAGAUUCGCAAUUGACACCUUCAGAUAUGCCUAUAUACGGCUUUAAUAAUGUGGAGACAAAGAUUGAAGGUAUGAUCCAACUACCCGUGACAAUGGGCACCGAGCCUAGACAGGCCACAUGUAUGCUGAAUUUUUUGGUCGUUAAGGCUUCAUCAACCUACAAUGCUAUCCUUGGGAGGACUGGGAUACAUGCUUUUAAAGCAAUCCCAUCCACCUACCACUUGAAGAUCAAAUUCCCUACCAAGAAUGGGGUGGAAGAAGAGAUAGGAGAUCAAAAAAUGGCUAGAAGUUGUUAUGUGGGGGCUCUGAAAUCUGGAGGGACCGGGGGGCAAGUUCUCCCAAUUGAGGACUUGGAUGUCCGAGAGGAAGAGGAAAGGAGAGGAAAGCCAGCUGAGGACUUGGUUCCCUUCUCCCUAUAUCCAGAUGAGCCCGAGAAGGUGACCUAUGUAGGGGCGUCGCUCCCCGAGGAUAUGAAAUCCGAAUUUGUGAAAUUCUUGAGGAACAACCGGGAUGUGUUUGCUUGGACCGCAGCCGAUAAGCCAGGGAUUGAUCCCCUCUUUAUGACACACACGCUUAACGUAAGCCCAGAUAGAAAACCCGUGAAACAAAAGAAGAGAAGUUUUGCCCCUGAGAGGCAGGAAGCCAUAAAACAGGAGGUCGAUAAGCUUUUGGAAGCAGGUUUUAUAGAGGAAAUCCAAUUCCCAGAAUGGCUAGCUAACCCAGUCAUGGUCAAGAAAGCUAAUGGAAAGUGGAGGAUGUGUGUAGACUUCACAUAUUUGAAUGAUGCUUGUCCUAAGGACUGUUUUCCUCUCCCAAGAAUAGAUACUCUGAUCGAUGCUACAGCUGGGCACGAGAUGUUGAGCUUUAUGGAUGGCUUUAGUGGAUACAACCAGAUCCGAAUGAAUAAGGACGACAUUCCUAAGGUAUCAUUCAUCACUGAUUUUGGUAUCUUUUGUUAUUUGGUUAUGGCGUUUGGUUUAAAGAAUGCAGGAGCCACAUAUCAACGCCUGGCAAAUAAGAUGUUCAAACAUCUGAUUGGAAAAACCAUGGAGUGUGCCUUUGGAGUUGGGUCUGGAAAAUUUUUGGGUCUGAUGGUCUCAAAACGUGGAAUUGAGGCCAACCCCGACAAGAUAAAGGCCAUCCUUGAUAUGGAGCCGCCUAAGUCUAUAAAAGAUGUUCAAAAGCUAACAGGAAGAAUCGCGGCACUAGGACGUUUCAUCUCGAAGUCCGGGGAUAAGUGCUUGCCCUUCUUUAAGGCUUUGAAGAAAGUUAAAGAUUUUGAAUGGACAAGUGAGAGCCAAGAGGCCUUUGAGCAGUCGAAGAAGUAUAUGGCAGAGCCACCACUCUUAUCAAAGCCCGUGGAUGGAGAAACAUUAUAUGUCUACUUGGCUGUCUCUGAGAAAGCACUGAGUGCGGUCUUGGUUCCUUCAAGAAAGCUGAGGCCUUACUUCCAGGCUCACAAAAUUGAAGUCUUGACAGACCAGCCCCUUAGGAACAUAAUGCAUAGCCCGAAGGCUAGUGGGAGAUUAAUCAAAUGGGCAGUAGAGCUUGGGGAAUUUGAAAUUCGAUACAAACCACGGGUGGCAAUCAAGGCUCAAGCUCUAGCUGACUUCCUCGUUGAAUGCACCAUCGACAACAAGGAAGUCGGGGGGCAGGAGAGUAUGGUAGAGGAACCCAAAGAAGAGGAGAAACCUAAAGAGUAUUGGUUACUAAUUUUUGACGGAGCUUCAAAAACAAAAAAUAGUGGGGCAGGGCUGGUGCUCCGAAGCCCGGAUUGCUUCACGGUCGAGUACGCGAUCAAGUUAGACUUUCCAACUACCAACAAUGAAGCUGAGUAUGAGGCCCUUAUAGCUGGAUUGGGAUUGGCGAGAACCCUGAGGGUUAAAAACCUGAAAGUAUGUGGGGACUCAAGACUUGUGGUGUCACAGGUUAAUGGAGAAUUUGAGGCACCAGAAGAAACAAUGUUGAAAUACUUAAGGAUUGUGAAAGCCCAGAUGACGCAAUUUAAAGAAUGUUUGGUAGAACAUAUACCUAGGGAAGAGAAUACAAAGGCUGAUGCCUUAUCCCAGUUUGCAUCCUCAGAGAAUGAGGUGUGCUCGGGAAGUGUUUACUAUCAGGUUUUGAAAACCCCAAGUAUCAAUGCCAAGCUGGUAGCCCCAAUCGACACGGGGGCCACUUGGAUCGAUGAGGUCAAAACGUAUCUCGAAACUGGACAUCUACCACCUGAUGCUGGGGAAGCACGAAAACUACAAGUAAGAGCUUUAAAGUAUGCACUCAUUGAAGGGAUUCUCUAUAAGAAAUCUUUUGUUAUACCUUAUUUGAAGUGUUUAAGGCCAGAUGAGGCCCGGGAAGCCUUGAAAGAGGUCCAUGAAGGAAUCUGUGGCCAGCACCUAGGCGGGAGAGCCUUGGCUCACAAAAUUACUCGCCUUGGGUUCUUUUGGCCAAAUAUGCUGAAGGAUGCGAAGGAUUAUGUUAAGAGAUGCGAUCGUUGUCAGAGAUUUGCACCUGUUGUGCGCCAGCCCCCAGAGAUGCUGACAUCCAUUAACUCCCCGAUUCCCUUUGCUAUGUGGGGGAUGGACAUCCUAGGGCCGUUUCCACUCGCCAGUGCUCAAAGGAAGUUUUUGAUAGUGGCUAUUGACUACUUUACCAAGUGGAUUGAGGCCAAACCCCUGGCCAAGAUAACCACCAAGCAAGUUGCUCAGUUCUUUUGGGAAAACGUCAUAUGCAGGUAUGGCAUACCCCGAGUCUUGGUUACUGACAAUGGAGCUCAGUUCAACAAUCCAGAGUUUGUGGGAUACUGUAACGACUAUAGCAUUGAGCUACGAUUCACUUCGGUUGCCCAUCCUCAAGCCAAUGGGCAAGCUGAAGUAGCCAACAGGAUAAUCCUUGAUGGGCUAAAGAAAAGAGUCGAGAAAGCGCAUGGGUCUUGGGCUGAAGAGAUUCUCCCUAUACUAUGGGCAUAUCGAACAACCUGCAAGGUCUCCACAGGAGCAACCCCGUUCCAGUUAGCUUACGGGGCUGAAGCCGUAGUGCCACUUGAGAUAACUCAUACCUCCCCCAGGGUCCAGCAGUAUGAGCCCGAAGCCAAUGAGGAAGGAAUGAGACUCGCACUCGACAUGAUCGAUGAGGUCCGUGAUGAGGCUAACGCCAGGAUCGUUGAGAGCCAAAAACGAGCUUCCUAUUACUAUAAUCUCCGAGUCAAGGAACGAUUCUUCAGAAAAGGGGAUUUAGUCCUAAGGAAAGCUGAGGCCUCAGGAGUUGGUCCCAAGGGAAAGAUGGCCCCAAACUGGGAAGGUCCGUAUCAGGUGAAGGAUGUUAUUGGUCGCGGCUCGUACAAGCUUCAGACCCUGGAUGGAGUUGAGUUUCCAAGGAGUUGGCAUGCCACCAACUUGAAGAUUUAUUAUAUUUGA